Messenger RNA from Prunus armeniaca (apricot), 3423 nucleotides. The record is from the annotation of a GenBank genome assembly. NCBI's taxonomy places the organism in Eukaryota, Viridiplantae, Streptophyta, Magnoliopsida, Rosales, Rosaceae.
AUGUUGUCCUCCUCAACGACUAGAGCUAAACAACUCUCUCUAAUUUCCCACCGAAUUUCAAAGGUCAGAGCUUUUCAUGCUUUCUUCCAAGACAUCAAAACAAAUCUUGGAGAUGAUGAUGCCAGAAACAUAGCUCACAAAAAAGGCACACAAACCUCUGGCACAGAAAUGGAGAAGAGCAUAUAUGCAAUUCUCACCAUAGACCGUUGGGAGUCUCUGAACCACAUGGAUUAUAGGUUGGCUUCUCUUAGACCAGUACAUGGAAGGCUGGCUUUGAAAUUUCUCAAUUGGGUCAUUAAACAACCUGGUUUGGAACUCAACCACCUCACUCACAUACUUUCUGUUACAACCCAUAUACUUGUUCGAGCUAGAAUGUAUGACUCUGCCAAAUCAAUUUUGGGGCAUUUGUUGCAAAUGGGUAAUGCCCCAAAACCUGUUUUUGGUGCUCUGAUGGAUACUUACUCUCUUUUCAAUUCAAACCCUUCAGUCUUUGACCUUCUAAUUAGAGUUUAUUUAAGGGAAGGAAUGGUUGAUUAUGCUGUAGAGACUUCGUAUUUAAUGGGUUUUCGGGGAUUUAGGCCGUCCACUUGUACCUGUAAUAUGAUCCUAGCUUGGUUGGCAAAGGACCAGAAAGCUGCGUCAGUAUGGUCUUUUUUCAAAGAAAUGCUUGCUAAUAAGAUUUGCCCCGAUGUUGCUACGUUUAAUACAUUGAUUAGUCUUUUAUGUGUUGAAGGGAAGCUUAAGAAAGCUAGUUAUCUUCUGAGAAAGAUGGAAAAGAGUGGCUAUGUUCCAAAUAUAGUUAGUUAUAAUACUUUGCUCAAUUGGUACUGCAAGAAGGGGAGGUAUAAAACAGCCUUUGAGCUUAUUGAUCACAUGGGUUCUAAGGGUAUAGAAGCAGAUGUAUGUACAUAUAACAUGCUAAUUGGUGAUUUAUGUAGAAACAAUAGGAGUGCAAAAGGUUAUGUACUGUUGAAGAAAAUGAGAAGGAAGAAGUUAUCUCCUAAUGAGGUUACCUACAAUAUUCUUAUUAAUGGGUUUGUGAAGGAGGGGAAAGUUGGCGUUGCUACCCGAGUUUUUGAUGAGAUGUCUACUUUUAAUCUUUCACCGAAUUUUGUUACUUUCAAUGCUUUGAUUGGUGGACUCUGCCAAAAUGGUAAGCUUGAAGAAGCUUUCAGACUUUUGGACAUGAUGGAAGCUAUGGGACUAAGACCUAAUGAAGUCAGCUAUGGGGCUCUUUUGAAUGGGCUGUGUAAGCAUGCCAAGUUUGAUUUAGCAAGAAGUCUUUUUGAGAGAAUGCGGAUGAAUGGGAUUGUUAUUAGUUGUACUAUAUAUACAGUGAUCAUGGAUGGGUUAUGCAAAAAUGGGUUGCUUGAUGAAGCUAUGCAGUUGUUUAAUAUGAUGGUCCACGAUGGUGUGGAUCCUGAUAUUAUAGCAUUUUCGGUGCUCGUAAAUGGACUUUGCAGAGCUGGGAAGAUGAAACAUGCGAGGGAGAUAAUAUGUAAGAUUUAUAAAGCUGGCCUUGCACCGAAUAGAAUAAUAUGUUCUACUUUAAUCUACAACUCUUGCAAGAUGGGCAACAUAGUUGAAGCGUUAAAGAUUUAUGCUGUUAUGAAUCACAAUGGCCAUGGUGCUGACCGUUUCACAUGUAACAUAUUGGUUGCUUCGCUUUGUGAAGCUGGAAAACUAGAAGUGGCAGAAGAUUUCAUGCGUCAUAUGGGCAGUAUGGGUCUUGAUCCCGAUUCCAUUACUUAUGAUUGUAUAAUAAAUGGCCAUGGAAACAUGGGAAAUGGGUUAAAAGCAUUUUCUAUAUUUGAUGAAAUGAUUAAGUCAGGUCAUCAUCCAACUCCAUUCACAUAUGGAAGUAUACUGAAAGGGCUAUGCAAGGGUGGAAAUUUGGGGGAAGCAAGGAAAUUUUUGGAGAAACUCCACGGCAUUCCAUCUGUUGUUGAUACUGUUAUCUACAAUACAAUAAUUUAUGAGACAUGUAAAUCUGGAAAUCUGCAAGAGGCUGUUUCCCUUCUUGAUGAGAUGGUUGAGAAUAAUGUUCUGCCUGAUGAUUAUACGUAUGGUGGCCUUCUUGCUGGGUUAUGCAGGAAGGGAAAAAUGGUUGCCGCCAUCCUGUUGUUUGGGAAACUCAUGGGAAAAGUGACUUGCUCACAAAGUGCAAUAAUGUAUACCUGUCUAGUUGAUGGCCUUUUCAAGACCGGCCAGUCUAAGGCUGCUUUGUAUCUCUUUGAAGAGAUGGAGAACAAAGGUCUAUACUUGGAUACUAUUGCUUGUAAUGUCAUGAUAGAUGGAUACUCGAGGAUGGGAAAACUAAUGAAGGCAAAUGAACUGUUUUCAACUAUGGGGAGCAGCGGAUUGUGCCCUGAUUUGGCUACAUAUAAUAUUCUCUUGCAUGGAUACUCGAAGAACCGGGACCUCGUGAAAUGCUCUAUGUUAUACAAUAACAUGAUCCGGGCCAGAUUAUUUCCCGACAAAUUGACAUGCCACUCUCUUAUUCUUGGAUUAUGCGAGUCCGGUAUGUUGGAUGUUGGCCACAAAAUGUUGAAUAAGAUGAUAAUGGAAGGUGCUAUAGCUGAUCAUCUAACAGUUAACAUGCUUGUUAGCAAGUAUUCUGAGACUGGUAAGAUGGUGAAGGCCUUUGAGCUAGUUAGUGUCCUGAAUCUGUUAGGAGUUUCUGCUAAUAUAGACACCCAUGGUGCUAUCUUGAAUGGACUAUUCAGAAGCCAAGAUUUCCAAGCAUCCCGUGCCCUUCUUUAUGAAAUGUUGGAAAAAGGUUUAACUCCCAAGGAUACACAUUAUUUCACCUUAAUUAAUGGUAUGUGUAGAGUGGGAGAUAUACAAGGAGCAUUCAAACUAAAAGAUCAUAUGGAGGCUCUUGGUGUUACUACCAGUGACAUUGCUGAGAGUGCUAUGGUUAGAGGGCUCGCAAAAUGCGGGAAGAUUGAAGAAGCAAUGCUGGUUCUUGAUCGCAUGCUUCGAAUGAAACUCAUUCCAACAACUGCUACUUUUACUACUUUGAUGCACAUGUUCUGCAAACAAGCCAACCUUGCAGUGGCUCUAAAAUUGAGGGGCACAAUGGAAUGCUGUGGUGUGAAGCUUGAUGUCCCUGUGUUUAAUGUUCUCAUUUCAGGCCUUUGUGCCAAUGGUGAUGUUGUGGUUGCAUUUGAGCUUUAUGAGGAGAUGAAACAAAGAGGUCUCAUGCCCAACACAACAACUUAUACUCUGCUCAUUGGUGCUGUUUCCUCUCAUAAUAAUCUUAUUAAAGCUGAACAACUUUUGGGAGAUUUAUCUGAAAGGGGACUGAUAUCUGGAAAUUUGGAUGGAAGCGCCCAAAUGCUACAUGAGAGGUUGAUGAAUGCAAUGGGAAGACUAAAUUCUUUGAGGCGCAUAAAAGGAACUAAUACUAAAGAGAGGUAG